AUUAACCCCUUCACUCAUCAAUCAUCAAUGGCACUGCGUGGUACAACUUCUAGUUAUAAUUGUUGGUGUUGUCCCUCACUUCUAUUCUUGCUUCUCUUCUUUUAUGGCGUUAACGUAAUUCCCUCCUGUUUUGGGUCUUCAGAACAAGAAUUGCUGCUCAAGUUCAAGGACUCGUUGCAAUACGAAAGCAGCAACACCACGUUUUCCACUUGGAAUGCGUCGGUCUCGCCGCCGUGUUCCGGUGACCGUCCCAAUUGGGUUGGGGUUUCAUGUGCGGAAGGCAAAAUCUCGGGCUUGAAGCUUGAGAAUAUGGGACUCAAAGGCCUGAUUGACGUCGACGCUCUUCAAGAGCUACCUAAUCUUAGAACCUUAAGUUUUAUCAACAAUGAUUUCCAUAGUACUUGGCCAGACCUGAACAAGCUAUCUCCUUUGAAGACAUUUUAUCUUUCGAACAAUAGGUUUUAUGGAGAGAUUCCUUCUCAGACUUUUCAGAGUAUGAAUUGGUUGAAGAAAGUUCAUUUGGCGAAUAAUCAGUUUUCAGGUGAAAUUCCCACUUCCUUAACCAUGGUGCCUAGGCUUAUGGAGUUGAGAUUAGAAGGGAACAAAUUCAGCGGCCGAAUUCCCAAUUUUCUGCAGAAGGAAUUGAAAUCUUUUAGCGUAGCUAACAAUCAGUUGCAUGGCGAAAUACCUGCCAGCCUUAGUGAACUUCCCAUCUCAUCCUUCUCUGGAAAUGAAGGAUUGUGUGGAACCCCAAUGAGUGCAUGUCAUUCCUCCAAAAGUCCCUCAAUCAUCACUAUUGUAGCGAUUGCCAUAGCGGUGGGCGUGGCAGUAAUCCUCAUUGGGGUAAUAAUCUUUCUCCUUCGUCGGAGAAAAAGUCAACCCGCGGCGGCAUCAUCGGUGGAGAAUCCGCAAUCAAACCAGAGAAAGAGAGCUCGUCUCAGGGAAGUAGAUGAAGGAAGCAACCACUCAAGAGCAUCACAGGUUUCAAACCACAGCAAGAAAUCAGAGAACAUGAAGUUGUGCUUCGUAAGAAAAGACAGAGAGAGAUUUGAUUUGCAAGACUUGCUAAGAGCCUCAGCUGAAAUCCUGGGCAGCGGCAGCUUCAGUUCUUCUUACAAGGCUGCUUUGUUGAAUGGCUCAAUGAUGGUGGUGAAGAGGUUUAAGCAAAUGAACAAUGUUGGGAAGGAAGAGUUUCAGGAACACAUGAGGAGGAUAGGAAGGUUGGAUCACCCUAAUUUGCUUCCUCUUGUGGCUUAUUAUUACAGAAAGGAGGAGAAGCUUUUGGUUACUGACUAUGUUCCAGAUGGUAGCUUGGCAGUUCGCCUUCAUGGACCCCAAGAUGCAGGCAAGCCAGGCCUUGAUUGGCCAACACGAUUGAAGAUUGUGAAAGGAAUCACAAAAGGACUUGAAUAUCUCUACAAGGAAUUGCCAAGCCUAAUAGCACCCCACGGACAUCUUAAAUCCUCAAACGUACUUCUUACUCAGUCUUAUGAGCCCCUUUUAACAGACUACGGCUUAGUUCCAGUAAUGAACCAAGAGCUUGCUCAGGACAUGAUGGUCAUUUAUAGGUCCCCUGAUUAUAGACAAGAGGGUCAGAUUUCAAAGAAGACUGACAUAUGGAGUUUUGGGGUACUAAUUUUAGAGAUAAUGAGUGGGAGAUUUGCAGGUAAAGGAGGAGAGAUGGAUUUGGUUAGUUGGGUGAAAUGUGUGGAGCCAGAAGAGUGGAGCAGUGAGGUUUUGGACAAAGUAAUGGGAGGAACAAGGAACAGUGAAGGUGAGAUGGUGAAGCUUUUGAGGACUGCCUUGUGUUGUUGUGAAGAAGAUGUGAGUAAGCGAUUGAGUUUGAAAGAAGUGGUUGAGAAAAUUCAAGAGCUAAGAGAGAGGGAUCAUGAUGAUGAUUUCUAUUCUUAUGCCAGUGAAGCAGAAAUUCGCUCUUCAACUGCAACAUCUGAUGAAAUCAACUUCCCAAUAAAUAAUGCUUAAAACUUGGGAGUGAAGAAAAUGGCUUAUCUGUCUUGCUUUACCAAGCUAUAUAUUAAUCCUCUCGUACCACUUUGAUCUUAUUUGGAUCAUCUCAACUAUUGUUCAAGCAAAGAGAGAGAUAAGGAGGAUAUAUAAGACUCACAUAGGACCCAACCCAUACUGAAAGUAAUAUAAGAAUGUUAAUUUGGAUCAUCUAAAUUAACUUUACUUGAAAGUUAAGGGGGGAAAAAAGGAAAUAAACACAGUAUUUUUUGUUUAUCUCUCUCCUUACCUUAGAAAAGUUUAGGUUCUUAAUCUUGGAGAGACUUUUUUGUUUUUGAUUUUCCAUAGGUAUUCUCUUAUUGAAGGCAAUCAUAUUAAAAGUAUUGUCAGAUAGUAAACGUGGGUAUAUCUUUAGUAAAGAUUCAAACCUAAUUCACCACAUUGUGAGCCUGUGAGUUACUUGGAGAGAUUGACUGUUGGUAUGCCAUGCUUAUAAUUUUUUUGCCCUCUUUGCUUGAACAAUAAAGUGAAAAUGGAUGGGCUGUGUUUCAUUCCACUGAGCCAACCCUCCUGAAGACAUUUGAAUGUGUGGGACCUACUUCUAUUUGUAUUGCUCUCCUGAUCACUCGAGCAGUGCAACAGUACUUGAGAAGAUUCAAAUUCCCUUCUGAUCUGAAUUUCUUAUCCAAACCAGCCAGUUUUGGUAAUGAACACAUUGCAUCUGGAGUCAUCAAGCGUAUUCUGAGACGGCAUAACUGAUGCAUGUGUAUGUAAAUGAGCUAGUUUUGUUUGUUUCUUUUAGAGAAGUAACCAUUGAUUAAGGGUUCUUUUUUUGACACUGAAAUUAGAAGUUAA
Messenger RNA from Prosopis cineraria, 2820 nucleotides. Its product is annotated as pollen receptor-like kinase 1. The record is from RefSeq and is a predicted model, not a curated record. Gene Ontology annotation, biological process: protein phosphorylation. Bases 28 to 1983 code for a protein of 651 amino acids. Gene Ontology annotation, molecular function: protein binding; protein kinase activity; ATP binding. The transcript is spliced from 3 exons. Lineage: Eukaryota; Viridiplantae; Streptophyta; Magnoliopsida; Fabales; Fabaceae.